AUGUCUCGUAACAGAGGUGAUGGGUUGCUUGCAAAGGUUGAUUUUCCUCUCUAUGCGCUUCAAAUACUUACGAAUCGACAUGUCCUUGUAGCGGGAGGUGGCGGAGCGUCUAACACAGGCGUUGCGAAUGGAUUUGAGAUUUUUGAAUUAUCGCACAAUGGAACUAAAUUUGUUGCCGAAGAGGUGAUGCGUCAUGAAACUGGCCCAAAUGUGGUGAUGAACUGCUCUGUACGUAACGCUCAGGGACGAACAUAUCUUUGCGCCGGACAAGAGAGCCAUUGUCAGCUGUAUAGGGUAAAUGUUCGUAUGGUAGAUGCUGCUGAAAUGCGCCGUGGAAGCUUUAGAGCAGAGAAUGGCUUGGUACGUCGUCGUAGACGCACUGUUUCUGAAAAUGAUAACAUAUCUAAAACAGAAAGUACUACCGUGGAAAAACGAAUAUCUUUUGAAAUACGCCCUUGUGACAGUGUACAAACUGAUUUUGGAGAAGACCCACUACAAAGGGUAGUGAGGAUCAGUCAUAAUGGUAAGCUAAUGGCAACUGGCGGUAUAGAUGGCAAAGUUAGACUGUGGAGCUUUCCCAAAAUGCAACUGCUUCACCAAUUGGAAGGACACACAAAAGAGCUGGAUGAUCUGGACUUCAGUCCUUGUGACAGUCGGCUGGUGAGCAUCGCCAAAGACGGACUAGCGCUCGUAUGGGACACCACAAGGUCACGUGAGCCUCUUUUGAAGAUCACCUGCGAACCACCAAAUGGUACUAAAUAUCUGUUUAGAAGGUGCAGGUUCGGUGCGAACGAGGAUCGCCCUAAGGAGACGCGUAUGUUUACUAUCGCGAACCCAGUGUCGCGGUCUGGACGGGCGCGGGGGCUGCUGCAGAUGUGGACGGGGGUGUGCGCGGGGGAGGGCCAGGGGCAGGGGGCGGGCGCGGUGCUGCGGCGCUCGGUGUUGCUGCCCGAGGCGCUGUCGGCGCUGGCCGUGCGUGAGGACGGACGCUUUGUCGGCGUCGGCACCAUGUUCAGCGGCUCCGUCGAAGUGUACAUCGCGUUCAGCUUGCAGCGGGUGCUGCAGGUGCGCGCGGCGCACGGCAUGUUCGUGACGGGGCUGCAGUUCCUGCCCACGCAGCUCGCCAGCCGCAGCGACGCCGCCCUGCUCUCCAUCUCCGUCGACAACUGCCUCUACGUGCACAGUGUGCCCUCUCCGAGUACUGUACCUGCCUGGAUUGCCAUCAUUCUUAUAGUUUUCGUUUUAUUUUGUACUUUUACUUUAUGUUCAUAUUUAGGUAUAUAA
Molecule: messenger RNA, 1284 nt
Organism: Parnassius mnemosyne (clouded apollo)
Lineage: Eukaryota; Metazoa; Arthropoda; Insecta; Lepidoptera; Papilionidae
Source: the annotation of a GenBank genome assembly